AUGACCCGACGUCCAGUGGCGGCGACGAUCCGGCUGACGGUGCCGGUGCCUCCGGUGGGGCCCGCUCUGGGUCAGUACCGGUUGAAUCUGAUGGCAUUCUGCAAGGAUUUCAACGCCCGAACCCAGAAAUACAAGGCCGAAACCCCAAUGGCGGUGACGAUCAGCGACAACACGUUCGAGUUCGCGGUGAAGUCUCCGUCGGUGACAUGGUACCUGAAGAAGGCGGCGGGGAUCGAGACCGGGAGCGGGCGGCCGGGGCACGUGAGCGUGUCGAUGAUAACGGUGAAACACGUGUACGAGAUCGCGAAGAUCAAGCAGAGCGACCCUUACUGCCAUUAUUGGGACCGCCAAUUCCAUGGGGAUCAAAACCUCUAGUCUAGGUUGAAAACCUUUAUGCUUGUAAUUAUAACAUGAUAUAUGUCAAAACCUCUCGUGGAAGAUUGACUUAUUCACUUCUCUAUUUUAUUUGGUUAACUGCUAACUUACAAAUGCUUGAAUUUGAGAUAUGUGUAAAUCUAAAUGGUAUAGGAGUCCAGACUAGAGACCAAUAAUACGGAAUUGAAGAACCGUUGAACUUAUAAAUGCUUGUAUUUGAUUGCUAUGAAUAAAACAUAAAUUUCACUGCAAUAAUAGAGACAAUGAUACACUCAAAGUGACAAA
Messenger RNA from Salvia miltiorrhiza (redroot sage), 660 nucleotides. RefSeq lists its product as uncharacterized. Gene Ontology annotation, cellular component: ribosome; large ribosomal subunit. The record is from RefSeq and is a predicted model, not a curated record. Lineage: Eukaryota; Viridiplantae; Streptophyta; Magnoliopsida; Lamiales; Lamiaceae. Gene Ontology annotation, biological process: translation. Gene Ontology annotation, molecular function: structural constituent of ribosome; large ribosomal subunit rRNA binding.